Messenger RNA from Fraxinus pennsylvanica, 1200 nucleotides. The record is from the annotation of a GenBank genome assembly. Lineage: Eukaryota; Viridiplantae; Streptophyta; Magnoliopsida; Lamiales; Oleaceae.
AUGGCAGACUUGGCGGCAGUUUUGACAAUGUUUACAAUCAAAGGCCAAAGCUUUGGCUCUGCAGCUCUCCUUUUCUGUCUUUUACGCACAGAUAAAUUUUCUCCAGGAAGCACAACCUCUAUUCCUUCAUUUCUGGCCACCACAAAAAAACCACCCAAUUUGUCAAGCAACAACAACAACCCAUACUCACAAAUUAAAAGACUAGAGAGAAGAAUUGGUCACCUGGCUGAACUGCUGAACAAGUCUGGCGGUGGUCCGUGUUGCAAGAAAAUCUUGUUCCCAGUAAUGACAAUGCCUGCAUCUGCAAUUGGUUUUGAAGGUAUGAGACUGGAGUUUUCCCUGGAAAUUGAUGGUUCAGCAACUGGAUGUGCUACAGGUGACUGGGUGUUAUGUUUAUGCAAUAUAUCUUCAUCAGAUUCGUGUUCAUCUAUAGAUAUGGGUAAGGGUACAACAAGUACAGCCGUGAGAUAUACCCGUGGGAGUUUCAUUUUCCCCGGAGCUCAGUCAUAUCCUCAUCGUAGCUUCUCUGAAGAAGUUUCUAUCCUUGAUAGCUAUUUUAAAGAACUUUCCUCGUGCACCAAAGCUUAUGUUAUGGGUAGUUCUGACAAACAACAGAAAUGGCAUGUUUAUUCCGCCUGCACCAGAGGAGCUAAAUCUUUUAACCCGGUUUACACUCUAGAGAUGUGCAUGACUGGUUUGAACACAGAUAUGGCUUCUAUUUUCUACAAGAAGGAAUCAAGCUCAGCAGCUCUGAUGACCAAUAAAUCUGGUAUAAGGAAGAUCCUCCCGGCAUCUGAAAUAUGUGAUUUUGACUUUGAUCCAUGUGGUUACUCCAUGAAUUCCAUUGAAGGCGCUGCACUGUCUACCAUUCAUGUUACCCCCGAGGAUGGGUUUAGUUAUGCAAGCUUUGAAGCAGUCGGUUAUGAUUUCAAAGUUGUGAAUUUGGGCCAUCUGAUUGAGCGCGUUUUGGCAUGUUUUAAACCAAUGGAGUUUUCUGUUGCUCUGCAUGCUGAUUUUGGUUCAAAGUUAUUUGAGCACACUUACUGCAUCGAUGUGAAGGAUUACUCUCUAGAAGAGAAAAGCUACGAAGAACUGGGAAUUGUUGGUUCGAUUGUCUACCAGAAAUUUGUCAACACUGAAUUGUGUGGAUCUCCUAAGUCUAUUCUGAAAUGUCAGCGAGAUUGCGAAGAAGAAGACUAA